CCCUUCCGCCUCCAUGCCUCACACUGCUCCCUCCCCCUCCGCCUCCACACCGAUCUAGGGUUUCUCUGCUAGGGUUUUUGGCCUUCGGGUCUUCGGCGGCGGCGGCGGAAGAUGUCGGAGAGGGUGAAGGGGACGGUGAAGUGGUUCAACGUCAGCAAGGGGUUCGGCUUCAUCUCCCCGGAGGAUGGCGGCGAGGACCUCUUCGUGCACCAGUCCGCCAUCAAGUCCGACGGCUACCGCAGCCUGAACGAGGGCGACACCGUCGAGUUCUCCAUCGAGUCCGGCGACGACGGCCGCACCAAGGCCGCCGACGUCACUGCUCCUGGAGGAGGCUCGCUGCCCGGCGGCCCCCGCCCCAGCGAAGGCGGAGGCGGUGGCGGUGGCUACGGCGACCGCGGAGGGCGCAGCUACGGCGGCGGAGGGGGCUACGGAGGCGGUGGCUACGGCGGCGGCGGCGACCGUGGCUACGGAGGCGGCGGCGGCGGCUACGGCGGUGGUGGCGGCGGCGGCCGUGCAUGCUACAAGUGCGGCGAAGAGGGCCAUAUCUCCAGGGACUGCUCCCAGGGCGGCGGCGGUGGCGGUGGUUACGGCGGCGGCGGUGGUCGCGGUGGGGGCGGCGGCGGCGGCGGCGGGUGCUUCUCCUGCGGCGAGUCUGGCCACUUCUCCCGCGAGUGCCCCAACAAGAAGUACUAGGCGCUGAUACCACUGUAUGAAGAUCUCAGAUCUGACUGCUGUGCUUCUUCCCGCUCCGUUUCCUGCAUCUUGACUAUGCUGCAGCAAGUCAUGUUUACCAGUAGUUGCCGUAGUAUUUCCUUGUGUUGCUCGUAGGAAGAAGAAUCGACUGGCUUGCAGUUCCAGAAGAAUUGCCGAGUGCGUUUUAUGUGUUCUUGUGUCUGAUGGCACAGCCUGAAUUAUUCUAUGAUAUCGUGUGGGGCUAAAUGAAGUUCAAUUUGGAUGCCUGUUUGUGUUC
Molecule: messenger RNA, 970 nt
Organism: Brachypodium distachyon (stiff brome)
Lineage: Eukaryota; Viridiplantae; Streptophyta; Magnoliopsida; Poales; Poaceae
Product: glycine-rich protein 2
Exons: 1
Coding region: 112-693 (193 amino acids)
Molecular function (GO): zinc ion binding; nucleic acid binding
Source: RefSeq, a predicted model, not a curated record